UAUCACCGUUCUCCCGCUGAACACGCCCCCUGACAACGAAGUGGAGCCCUUCGCCAGUCCGCCUAAUAAGGACGAUAGACAACUCUGUACCGGGGCUCGUCUAUAGAGGCCGGGGAUCCCGCCGCCGGAAGUCAUCGGUCGCUAGCACCAUGUCCCGCUACUCUAGGCCGCCCAACACCUCUCUGUUCGUCAGGAACGUGGCCGAUUCCACUAGGCCGGAGGAUUUGCGGCGUGAGUUUGGUCGGUAUGGCCCAAUAGUAGACGUUUACGUUCCUCUUGACUACUACAAUCGUCGCCCCAGAGGAUUUGCUUAUAUUCAGUUUGAAGAUGUUCGUGAUGCUGAAGAUGCUCUUUAUAAUCUAAACAGAAAAUGGGUUUGUGGACGUCAGAUUGAAAUACAAUUUGCUCAAGGAGAUCGGAAAACUCCUGUGCAAAUGAAAUCAAAGGAGAGACAUACCUGUUCCCCAGAUGAUCGUAGGAGGUCUAGAAGCCGCAGUAGAAGACGUACACGUAGUCGAAGCUCUUCUUGGGACCGCAGCAAGAGGAGGGCAAGGCACAGAAGGCAUUCAUAUAGUCAUUCAAAAUCCCAUUCAAAGUCGCCUGUAAGACGGUCAAGAUCACCCCAAAGACAUUCUUUCUCAAGAGGACGGUCUAGGUCAGCAGAGAAAUCACCAUCUGGCUCGCCACCAAAGCAGACUGGAUCAAAGUCGAGAUCUGGCCAGCACCGUUCUGGCUCUGCAAAAUCUCGUUCAAAGUCUCCUCGUCAUAAACACUCUAAUUCGAACUCGCAUAGGGAAAUAACCCAACAAUCCCGUUCAAGAUCUAGGUCACGAGGCUACAGGGGAAAGAGCAGCCGACAAUCUGGUUCUGAUGAAGAUUAAUGUCUUUACUCGCUGCACCAGAACAUGCAGAGCAAUAAAUGGUUUGCAUAUUCCUGGUUUAAGAAUUGCUGGUCAUAUCAUGUAAGCUUCCUGAGAAGAAAACUCUUCUCAACACUUCAGAUAAAUACAACUUCAUCAAGAAAAUUAGUGGAGUUCUGCUAAAAAAAAAAGAAAAUUAGUGGAGGCUUUUUUUUUUCCUUUUUUCCCUCUUUAAAAAAAAAAAAAAAAAAAAAAACAGUAUUUGUAUUGCCUCCAAUGUGUGUUUUACUCUUUUGUUAUUAGAAUUUCCUUUUAUCAUACGUGCUGAAUUUAUGAUGGCUAAAUGAGGUAGUUUUUGUGAACUUUUUUUUAUAAGUUAAAUGUAAUGGUUUGUAAAUUGGAUCCUCAUUCAAAAUGGUGUAUCCUGUAUUUGGAGGGAUAAAGUUGGAUCUGUGGAGAUUUUCGGUUUUUGGGGCAUCGGUGAGGAGAUCCUACCAACUCAAAUUAACUUUAAGAUGCAGCAGCAGAUUGAACCCGUGCCCUGUUCCACUACGAGCAGAAGGGUCUAUUUUGGGUGGAGUUUGCUUUAAAGCCAAUUCGUAGCCUUAUUAAAUGGGCCUUGCAUAGUUCAUUCUCCCCAGUCCAUGUUUGGGGUUGUGGUUUUCUACAUUUCGGACUGCAGAAAAAAAGGGGUGGCAACUAUCACCUGCUUCACUAGCUAAGGUUCUGCACAGGAACCAUCAGGCAAAAGGCAGUAAACAUGGGGCCAGGACUCCUAAAGGGUACUCUGCAACAAACCUGAAAGCACAUGCAGGGUGUGCCAGCUAUACUAUCAGAUUGUUUGAUAAAGCUACCGAUUGCACUUUGAGCAGAUCUCCUCAUUGUUUUGUAUGUAACAGAACAUACGUUUGAUAAACGGACAAACAAUGUCUAUAUAGCUUUAUGUUUACCUUUUUUCAUCUUUAGUAGCUCUUAAACGUUUAAGAUGUGUAACAACAGUUUUACAGUCAUGUUUAUGUAAAAUUCUUUGUUUAAAAAAAACAAAAAAAACACAUUUCCUUGACAGAAUUACCGAUGUA
Molecule: messenger RNA, 1939 nt
Organism: Rana temporaria (common frog)
Lineage: Eukaryota; Metazoa; Chordata; Amphibia; Anura; Ranidae
Gene: SRSF12
Product: serine and arginine rich splicing factor 12
Exons: 5
Coding region: 150-881 (243 amino acids)
Molecular function (GO): RNA binding
Source: RefSeq, a predicted model, not a curated record